UGUUCGGGGAGCGGGAGGGCGGCGAUCCCCGCUUUCCCUCCUUCCACUCGCUACGGGAAGGCAGCGUGUGAUGGUGCGGGCAUGGCGGGGCAGCUGGCGCUGCUGAGACGGGGGGCGACCGGUCCUGGCCCCGGCGGCGGCGGCAGCAGCAGCAUCGUCCAGCGGGGGCUGCAUCCCGCCCGCCCGGUGUCCGCCGCCUCUCUCCGCCCCGGGCGGCGCUGAGGGAAGGCUGCGGAGCUGCUGCCGCACUGUCGCCAUGCUUCCCGGGGUGGGGGUGUUCGGCACGGGGCUGACGGCGCGGGUGAUCGUGCCGCUGCUGCAGGCGGAGGGCUUCGCCGUGAAGGCGCUGUGGGGGCGCACGCCGGAGGAGGCGGAGGAGCUGGCCAAGGAGAUGAGCGUGCCCUUCUACACCAGCCGCAUCGACGAGGUGCUGCUGCACCAGGACGUCGACCUGGUCUGCGUCAACCUGCCGCCGCCGCUCACCCGGCAGGUCGCCGUCAAAACGCUGGGCAUUGGAAAAAAUGUCAUCUGUGACCGAACGGCGACCCCCCUGGAUGCCUUUAGGAUGAUGACCGCAGCUCACUAUUACCCAAAGCUCAUGAGCGUCAUGGGGAACGUUUUGCGCUUCCUCCCUGCUUUUGUGAAGAUGAAACAGCUGAUCCAGGAGGGUUAUGUAGGGGAGCUGCUGGUGUGUGAGGUGCAGGUUCACAGUGGAAGCCUGCUAGGCAAAAAGUACAACUGGAGCUGUGAUGACUUGAUGGGAGGUGGGGGCUUGCACUCAGUUGGCACCUACAUCAUUGACCUCCUGACCUUCUUGACCAGCCAGAAGGCUGUAAAAGUGCAUGGGUUGCUCAAGACCUUCGUGAAGCAGACAGACCACAUCAAGGGGAUACGACAGAUCACCAGCGAUGACUUCUGUACGUUUCAGAUGGUCCUGGAAGGGGGCGUGUGCUGCACGGUGACGCUCAACUUCAAUGUCCCGGGGGAGUUCAAGCAAGACAUUAUUGUGGUGGGUUCAGCAGGACGACUGAUUGUAAUAGGCACUGAUCUCUAUGGACAGAGCAACAGCUCUCCUCAGCGGGAGCUUCUGCUGAAGGACUCCACGCCAGUCAGCAACUCCUUACUUCCAGAGAAGGCCUUCAGUGACAUCCCGUCCCCCUACCUCCGGGGCACCAUUAAGAUGGUUCAAGCAGUCCGGCAGGCAUUUGAGGAUCAGGAUGACAGGAGGACCUGGGACGGGAGGCCUCUUACGAUGGCUGCCACUUUUGAUGACUGUCUGUAUGCCCUGUGUGUGGUGGACACCAUUAAAAAGUCAAACCAGUUGGGGGAGUGGCAGAACAUUUCAAUCAUGACUGAGGAGCCAGAACUGAGCCCGGCAUACUUAAUCAGCGAAGCCAUGCGGAAGAGCAGAAUGUCUCUGUACUGCUAGCUCCCCUGAGCUCCUAGGAGAGAAAAGGAACCAGGCAGCUCUUGAAGGAAAUGGUAAUUCAGCCUCUGUGAAGGGCUUGGGCAUCUUAGAAACAGCUGAGGAUACAGGAGAAGGAAAUACAGUGUUUGAAUCAACUAAAUCUGUUGGUGGCUAAGUGCUGAAGUGAUAAGGUCGUUAAGAAUGCCCAAAUCAGAUAGGAGACCUAAGAGCUGAUGUUAAUUAACUGUUUUAAUAACAGUAUUAGCUGGCUGAUGGGAAAGGUAUGUCAUGGACUCAUCUCCUGCUUGCAGGUGCUUUAGAUUAUCCAAUUGUGUUUACUGUGAAAGGUUGGGAAGAUCCUUUUAGAUUUUCCUUACCUACCAGAGGGCUGUGAAAGUACUGUCAUGUCGUUAAAUUUUCUGUACUGUCUGACAUGAAUGGUUUCUACCAUGACAGCUGACACCACCGCGCUGUAGUACUACACCUCUAACCAACACACAGAAUAAUAGGACUUGGUGUGAAAAUGUUUUGUGAUAUGGAAAUUCUUGGCAGCUCACUUUUCAUACAGCUUGCUAGGAGCUUCUCUGUGUUGGUUUAGCUAGUUGGUUUUUGUUUUUUUUUUUUUUCAUUUAAAGCACAAUUAAGUAGAAAAAUUUGUGGCUUUUAAAGCAGUUCUCACCCACAGUUCAUAUGGCCCGGUACUGGGGGAGGGAGGGUCUUCUGUGAGCUCCCAGUAAGCUUCAGUAUUAACUGCACAGAUUUGCUAAUUAAAAUGGGUUGUGCAAAACCUUCAUGGACGGCAAGUGGCAUCAAAAAGUAGUGAUAGUGGGUUUUAUUAUACAGCUGAACUCAGGCUAGUCCUCUGAAGGUUUACACACAAUUUCCCGGGUCUGGGACUGACUUUUGAGUGAAUCCAUCACGCGUAUUGGUUUUAGAUGGAAAACAGUAGAAAUCCAAGCUGGAAAUAUAUGAUGCUUAGGCUGGUGAUGUUCUUUUAAACCUUUGUGAACUCACACUUGAGAGAUGCACACCAACAACUACUUUCAUAUAGCUCAACCCAGAAGUUUUCACCAUCACCCAAUGGUGAGUGCGAGUGAAAAACAAAAAAGAUGAGAAAAUUUCCCCUCCAUUUCCAGGGAAGAAGUUAUACGACUCCCACCUCUUCACCUCCUUACAGUGGCCAGCUUCUGGUACUGUAGUAGUCAUUCCCUGUCAUCAGUGCAGGGGUGGACAAACUCUUUUGAUAUGUUUGUCCUGUUCUUCUUUUUAAUAUUUUGGAUUGCAGUCUUGAAAUAAUAUAUUCUUCUGAAAAUAUAUUCUUGAAAGAAUAUAGAGAAAGGCACUUGAAUUAUCCCUGUCAACAGGGAUACUGCUUUUCUGCGUAAAGCUGCUCCAGUGCUUAUGUGUUAGUUUAGCUAGUUGUUUUCCAUGUGAGGACUCAGUUCAUCUGAAGUUUAAUAUACAAGGAGGUCCCCAUUGGACAUUCCUGUCCUCCUCCUUUGCAGGGAAUCUCAGCUUCUAAAUUUCUAGAUGGCUUAAGUUAUGAAACUUGACUCCCACACCAAAAUUGCUAAUGUGCUUAAUUUUUGAAGAGCAUGUGUCUGACCUUCCAUGAAAUAUUCCCCAAAGUGUAAUAGUGUGACUGAUGAAGGGAUAAUGUAAUACUGAAAAACCACACCCAAAAGGAGAAUUGUUUCUAUCCAUAUUGUUCUGCCAGUUCUAGCAUCUGUCUUUGGGGCUGACCGCUUCUGCUAAGACCUCAGGCAAGCUUUCAUCGUUCCUUAUUGGAAGCAGCCCUUGACAAGUUCGGAUGUUUUUCCAAAACAUGGAUUUCUCUGAGAAUUCCAGAGGCAAUAUCUGUGCCAACAGGAAUUUCCCAUUAUGAUGUGGUGCACUGUGCUAUCCAGUUGCUGCCCUGAAAAAUAUACGGAGAUAUACAGAAGAGAGAAUUUGAUCAAGAAAUCAUCCCUCUCUCUCCCCUGGAAAAUGGAAUUAACCCCAAGGUUAUCAAGAGAAUUUUCCUAUAGUAAAGCAAAAGCCAUUUAUCAAAAAUAGUGGCUAGUUCAAGUCAUGAAUACAAGCCCGGUGGAUAAUUAACCAUGGCUAGUGAAACAUCAUCCAAAGCUUGACCAAAACAUUUGUGAGUCUUGCUUCUUAGUGAUUUGGCCAUGGUGCUGGAAUCACUUAUGUCUUUGCACCUCGUUUUGGUUCACAAACCUUGACAGUUUUUUCCUGUCUGUGUUUACUUUUUUUUCUGUGUCUUUGUGGGUUUUGUGGUGCCAGCUGGAAGAAGAUACGCUGGAAUCCCUACCCCUGCAGUGAUAAGUCCCCAGGUGAGACACAGUGUCUAGGGAUAGUACUACUGAGCUUAACCUUUCUGUCUGGGAUCCAAAGGUUUAGGUGACGGGCAUCAUCCAUCCUCU
This is a messenger RNA of Cuculus canorus (common cuckoo), 3831 nucleotides long. RefSeq names its product glucose-fructose oxidoreductase domain containing 1 (gene GFOD1). Bases 257 to 1429 code for a protein of 390 amino acids. NCBI's taxonomy places the organism in Eukaryota, Metazoa, Chordata, Aves, Cuculiformes, Cuculidae. The record is from RefSeq and is a predicted model, not a curated record. Gene Ontology annotation, molecular function: nucleotide binding. The transcript is spliced from 2 exons.